Polyodon spathula (Mississippi paddlefish) is the source of this 1282-nucleotide messenger RNA. RefSeq names its product H-2 class I histocompatibility antigen, Q9 alpha chain-like. NCBI's taxonomy places the organism in Eukaryota, Metazoa, Chordata, Actinopteri, Acipenseriformes, Polyodontidae. The transcript is spliced from 6 exons. Gene Ontology annotation, cellular component: external side of plasma membrane. Gene Ontology annotation, biological process: immune response. Bases 113 to 1144 code for a protein of 343 amino acids. The record is from RefSeq and is a predicted model, not a curated record.
AGACUGAUCGGUGUUGAGAGAGUGCGCUUACAGAUUGCUCUGAAAUAUCUGGUUAUUAUCCGCGGAAAUCGAGUUUAUUUUUGUAUUGUUUUGAUCUGUGAAGACUGCAGAGAUGUUGAGGGCGCUUGUGCUGGCGAUCCUGUGCUGCUUUCAUGCGGCGUCUGCAGGAAGCCACUCCCUGCGGUAUUUCUUCACGGGGGUCUCAGGGGGGAUGGGGUUCCCUGAGUUCACUGCUGUGGGGCUGGUGGACAAUGUGCAGCAUGUGCACUAUGACAGUGUCACCAAGAAGAUGAGACCCACACAGGACUGGAUGGAGAGAUCUGUGGGACCGGAGUAUUGGGAGGGAGAGACUCAGAAAGCUUUUGGGACACAGCAGGUUUUCAAAGACAAUAUUGGAGUUGCAAUGCAGCGCUUCAACCAGACUGGAGGAGUUCACACUGUUCAGAGAAUGGUCGGCUGUGAGCUGGAUGAUGACGGGACCAAGCGGGGGUUUGAUCAACAUGGGUUUGAUGGGAUGGAUUACGUCAGCUUCGAUAUGGACACCCUGACCUGGAUCGCCACUAUAAUGCAGGCCGUCAUCACUAAACAUAAGUGGGAUGCUGACAGAGCCAGGAAUUAUGGGUUGAAGGUCUAUCUGGAGACAGAGUGUAUCGAGUGGCUGCAGAAGUACGUCCAGAAUGGGAGGGAGACUCUGGAGAGGAGAGUUCCCCCUGAAGUGACUCUGCUCCAGAGGAAAACUCGUGGAUCUGCAGACAUGGAGGUCCUGUGUCAUGUGACAGGGUUCUUCCCCCGCGCAGUGGCAGUGAACUGGGUCAGAGACGGGCAGGAUCAGCUGGAGGAGGGGGUGCAGAGUGGGGAGGUGCUGCCCAACCAGGACGGGACCUACCAACUAAGAAAGAUCCUGACACUGAGCCCUGAGGAGCAGGGGAGACACCGCUACUCCUGCCAGGUGGACCACAUCAGCUUCAAAGAGAGACAGAUCUACAUCUGGGAUCCCAACAUGAGGAGCAGCAGCGAGGUGCCUGGGUGCGGGAGCGGGUGCGGCUCCUCUAUUCGGCUCAUUGUUGGAGUAGUGGCUGUUCUGGCUCUGGCUGCAGCGGUUAUUGGAGUGGUGAUCUGGAAGAGGAGACAAGGAGGAGUGUGACUCCACUGCAGAGAGAAUCAACGACUUGGCAGAGAUUUACUCUUUUACAAUCCUUCAUACACAAUGCCGCUUUAUAGUUUGAUUUGAUCACACACAUUGCAACUGUGCAAACCAGUAGACAAGGAACCUGCCUCAAAA